AUGAUGUCCACCGAGUCCCUGAAGCUUCUGGCCUCAAUCGUCGCCGCCCUCCUCGGCGUCAGCAUCGGCCUCUUGAUCUGCUUCCCAGCCGAGAAUGUCCUGUUCCUGCUCCAUCUGCUCUUUUUCGUCGGGCUCAUCGUCUUCCUCACGGCUCGCAGCGUUCAGCUCACCCUCCGUCGCCAUGCUGCUGCUGGCAAGCAGGUUGGACGUGGUCAUCUUCGUCGUCGUAAUGUCGACUAUCACCUCUUUGUUCUCGGCUCUGGUGGACACACCAAGGAGAUGCUCAUGAUGAUGGAUGAUGGAUUCUGCAACUUUUCCAACUUUCACCGUCGCUACCUGAUUACCGCUGGGGAUCUCAACUCCAUCUACCAAGUCGCCGAGUACGAAACUGACCUCGAACUUUUGUGCAUCCGGGAGGGCAAGGACGCUGGAACCUCCGACAGCCGGUUCGUCGCUCGCGCUCGUCGCGUUCAUCAGUCUCUGUGGUCGACUCCCUUUUCCGCCCUGCGCAGCAUGCUGGAAAUCAUCCCCGCCCUUCUCACGCCCCCCAAGAACGACGUCGGCGCCAAGCUUCGAUACCCUACCUGCAUCUUCUCCAACGGCCCCGCCACCGGCUUCUUUGUCGGACUGGCUGUUAAUCUUCUCAAGAUGUUUUACGUCGUGCCCGAGGACUCGAUGAAGUUUGUCUACAUUGAGUCGUGGGCCCGCAUCUCGACCCUGAGCCUCACCGGGAAGCUCUUCUACUACACCGGCAUCGCUGAUGUCCUGGUCGUGCAGCACGCCGAGGUUGCUGCCAAGUACGGGAUUGAGAAUGCUGGGGAGAUGGUGUUUAACGCCCGGCGCCCUGAUAUCUGA
Molecule: messenger RNA, 855 nt
Organism: Fusarium keratoplasticum
Lineage: Eukaryota; Fungi; Ascomycota; Sordariomycetes; Hypocreales; Nectriaceae
Product: UDP-N-acetylglucosamine transferase subunit ALG14
Exons: 2
Coding region: 1-855 (284 amino acids)
Biological process (GO): dolichol-linked oligosaccharide biosynthetic process
Cellular component (GO): UDP-N-acetylglucosamine transferase complex
Source: RefSeq, a predicted model, not a curated record